UCCAGUUUAGGCGUCGUCCAUGAACUCGAUAUCAGAGCAACCUCGCAGCAAUACUUUCAAGACUUCCGUCAUCCCUGCGACGCAACCUUACUGCCGUGGUCUGAGAUUAUUUCUAUUGACUGAACCUUUAUCCAUUCCUUCCUUCACAAACUCUACUUUUCAACGCGCUCAUAGUUGUGCGACCAUAAUGGAGUCCAUGGAGCCGGACUCGCCUUUCGCGGCCGUGAGCGCGCAGGGGUCCAAAAUUCAAAGACAUUACCAAGCCCUCCUGGACCAAUCGACACCAUAUGUCCUCUACCGAUGGCUCAGCACCGGCGCGUUCCUCCUUACCUUCUUCCUGCGCAUCUUUCUUGCACAGGGCUGGUAUAUUGUGGCGUAUGCCCUUGGCAUCUACCUCCUAAACCUCUUCCUCGCCUUCCUGCAACCCAAGUUCGACCCUUCAAAUGAUGCCAUCGACAACGAGAUGGAGGACGGCUCCGUGGGUGCCCUUCCGACCAAGCAGGACGACGAGUUCAAGCCCUUCAUCCGCCGCCUGCCCGAGUUCAAGUUCUGGUACUGGGCCACACGCGCCAUCGUCAUCUCCUUCUUCUGUUCUUGGUUCGAGAUUUUCAACGUGCCAGUCUUCUGGCCAAUUCUCGUCAUGUACUGGUUCAUGCUCUUCAUCCUCACCAUGCGCAAGCAAAUUCAGCACAUGAUCAAGUAUCGCUACGUUCCCUUUACUUUCGGCAAGAAGAGCUACGCGAAGAACAGCUCAGCACGAUUCACUCGCUUGGGCAUUAGCUUUGGGCAAAUCAUCGGGCGACAGCGACUUGGAGGGUACUGCCUUGGGUCGAGUGACUCGAGUCCCUCUAUCAAAAGCCAUAUCAUAGCCAUGAGGCUGAAUGUACGAGAUCACCAGCAUCCUGCAUCCCGGAGGCUGGGAACCCUUCUGUUGCCUGUGAACCUUGGAGGACAAGGCGAUGCCACCCAUUGGCCAGCCUUGUGCAUUAGCUCCAUCCUCUUGCCUCGCAGCGGCGAGCGCAUGAUCCAUCAGGAUUUUAUCGCGAGAAUUCGAUACUCCAACGCCCUCCCUCCACCACCCAAUCCCCCCAAGCUGCUAGACAUUCGAAACACUGGGCUUGCCAGCGGCCAAUACACCAACCCAAGUUUUGCAUCACGCCUAGCAAGGGAGCAACCUUUGAACAUCGAGGCUGAUGCCGAGCUUGGCAUGCCUCUGGACCUGGUGGGAAUGCCAGGAAUCUUUGAUGGUGAUGAGAGCUCAAUCCAACCAUCCACGUCGCAACCACACCUCCACCCCCACGAUAGGCCUCUGCUCCGCCCUCUCUCGACACUAGGCAGGCCGAAGGGCUCCGACACAGCCGUCUCCUUCCUGCGCCGCACUGAGUACAUCUCGUCGGUAGCAAAUAAGCGCGGCGCCCCUGCUGCCUCGACGGCCUUCCUUCAGCCGAAGCUCAAGCGGCCCGAGAAGCGACCGGCUCCCGAGCCGGACGUUGAUUCGCCAGCGGCCAUCCGACGCAAGAUUGAAAAAUCUUUCGAGAAGGCUCUGCGCGUCAUUAACGAUCCUCGCACCCUACCGCAUCCGACCAAGAGGCAAAAUAUUCGCAUUGUUGAUUCCCGGCCUCUGCUGCCCGAUUUGGAUGCCCUCCCCGAUUCGGGUGCCUACGUUACUGUCAAGUUGCAGACCAACCCUGUCCCUUCCUCGUCCACGUACGACCGCCGUCUACUCAGUGCCAUCCUUCAGCCUAUCGACAAAACGGCGGAGGAGGAAGCGGCUUUCCAGGCCGCCGUCGAAGCACAUACCCGCGCACCCGAUAGAUUCCCGAAGCCUUUGAACCUCCUGGAUUACAAUUUCUUCGUUCCCAAGACCCAGGAAGUUGGUGAGCGCUUCCGCGUGGCGUUUGACAUCGAUAACCCCGACCGCGACGCUCCCGAGUUGGCCACUCAUACCUCGUCUGUGCUGGGCCCGUGUUUCCCGUUUUCCCGCCUGCGGAGCUAUGAAACUGUUAAGGAGUCAGAAUUUGAUGCGGUGGACAAGUUCAGCGAGGAGCUGAUUCUCACAUUCAAUGACGACGAGAACAGUCUCGUAGGUGACGACGGCACUGUGAUCCGACAGAAAGCGGCGUACUUCUAUCCCGUCAUCCAGCGCACCACCAUUCGCCCCCAGCGCUCCAAAAACAUCACUCGCACUCUAAGCCAGACUGACGAAGAGAAGACGGUCAGCCAAAUUAACGUCGCCGUCAGGGAACCUGAUGCGGAUUUGCGGGAGCUGUUGGCCAAAUAUAAAGCUCACCCGCUGCUGAGUCAUGCCGAAGCCACGGAGGAAGAUGCUGAAGCGGACAAAGGGGACGAAGAGGCUCGCCAGCUUGGCUCGCAGGACGGCCCUUUGGGGGACGAUGCUUCCGAGGAGGAGCGCGCCCAGGGGGCAACACGUUCGAGCCGAACGCCAUCAGAAAAGGAUGCCGAGCUUGAUGCGGACGACCGCAACAGCAAGCGCAUAUGGCAGAACGAACGCAGUGCGAGCCGUAGCAACUCGUACAUAAUACCCAUAUAUGCGGUCGCCUCAUAUGACGCUCCUGCAGGAGAUUUCAAUCUCUGCAUCAAGCGGGAGAAGCAGUAA
Messenger RNA from Sodiomyces alkalinus F11, 2617 nucleotides. Its product is annotated as Rer1-domain-containing protein. Gene Ontology annotation, cellular component: Golgi membrane; Cdc73/Paf1 complex. The transcript has 11 exons. NCBI's taxonomy places the organism in Eukaryota, Fungi, Ascomycota, Sordariomycetes, Glomerellales, Plectosphaerellaceae. Gene Ontology annotation, biological process: protein retention in ER lumen; transcription elongation by RNA polymerase II; retrograde vesicle-mediated transport, Golgi to endoplasmic reticulum. Bases 20 to 2617 code for a protein of 865 amino acids. The record is from RefSeq and is a predicted model, not a curated record.